AAUCAAAUCAAAUCGGGAAAUAACGUUAUUUGAAAAUUCGGUUUAUAUUGGUUAUUAUUAGUAUAAAUAACCUUGUUGCGCCACGGCUCGAACCAGCUACUAUUAUAGAUAACCAGGAGCUGCGCCGUCGGUAUCAGUGGUAAAAGGACGAUCCUUUGACGGAAGCUUCCAAUAUAUUAUUACCGGUAUGCACGGAAGGUGUUUGAUGAUAUGCCUGAAGUUUGGUGGUGGUUGUGGUAAUCUAGUUGCAAUGACAACGGAAACGGGAAGGAAGAAGAGAACUCCACAGAUUCUUAAGACAGAUACGGCCCAUACGGCACUAAAACUUGCUGAGAAGUGGGUUGCCAAUAUGACAACGUCUGCAGAGGAUCCUAUUGAGCCUGAACCAGACAGGCUUGGACUUGGUGCUAAAGUUUCACGGCAAAUGAAGCGUAGACCUUCUGACGACCCUCUUGAUCAAAAACUACAAGCCAAGUUUGAUGCAGGGAGAAGAAAAUAUGCAAGAUCUGAGGCAGAGCGCGCUGGUACUAGUAAGCACACUGCUGAUGAUGACAGUGAGGAUGAUGACGAAUCAGAAAGCAAAAGCCAGGCGUUCGGAAAGAAAAGACAAAACACAAGUACGCGUCGUUAGUACUAUAGUUAGAAUCAUGGGCUUUUUAUUUGGUUCAUUGUUGGAACAUGAUUGUUAACAAAAAGCAUAAUCUUUUGUCUUAUUUAAA
Brassica rapa (field mustard) is the source of this 719-nucleotide messenger RNA. RefSeq lists its product as uncharacterized. NCBI's taxonomy places the organism in Eukaryota, Viridiplantae, Streptophyta, Magnoliopsida, Brassicales, Brassicaceae. The record is from RefSeq and is a predicted model, not a curated record.